CCCGGAUGUCCGGAUCGGAGGCCCGGGGCCCGUACCUGAGUCUAUACAAAAUCAACGCUUACGCACUGCGGCGUCUGUCCGUGUUCCUCUGCCGAAACUUGACCCUGAGGUUUGAUCUGUGCAUUAUGAAAAGCAAAGCAAAUAAGAUAAAGAGGGAAACUGGACGGACUUAAAAAAAUUCAUUGUUAUAAAAACCAAGAAAAUCCAAGAAAAAAGUUGCCAAGGAUCUCCUGAAAUAUUUUUACUGUACUAGCAUAUGCCAGUAAUAAUCUACCAUGGAUAUAGAACUACUGCAAAAUCCUGCUGGAGGUAGUUCUAAGAGCAACCCAAGAAGGAGAAAGAAACGGAGAGCAAAAAAGAAGGCUAUGGAACCACAAAUCAUGGAACAGAUGGAUGGUAAUUUGGAAGCUUCGAAUGAUACAAGAGAUACUAAAUUAUUCAAUAAUGAGGCAGAAACAAAUCUUCUUGAGACAGAUUUAACUGUGCAACCACUGGCAGAGUGAGCAAAAAGAAAAAGCGGCGGAAAAAAGUGAAGAAGAAGGGAAAGAUUAAGGACGAAGUUCAAAGCUUGGACCAAAUUAAGAUGGAUACAGGAUCAACAGAAAAUCCAGUUGAAGGGAAUGCAAAUGACAAAAGAAAAAGGAGGGGGAAAAGGAUUAAAAAGAAAGCAAAAAGGAAAGAUGAAAUCCAAAGCAUCGGCCAGGAGGAUAGCAUGUUAAAUUUGCACUUAUCAGAUGGAAGCCAUGGGGGAGUGGUUGAUGACAAGAUCAUGAAUAAUGAGGGCACAGCUCAAGAAUCUGAAAUUUCUUUAAGGAAAGAAUCCUCUUCAUCAGAUUUAAUGCAGGAUAAGGGGAAUCUCUUGGAUUUGUGUAAAGAUGAACAGACCAUAUCACUGCCUGAUGUUAUUGAGGCUUCAAGCAAAAAAGUUACUUCUGAAUUAGUUGAUGAGAGUUCUGGACCUAUGUUGAGGCCCAUGGAGGUGGAAGAGGAACUCUUUCCUUGUGAAAGCCAACUUAGUUCCCAUGCUAAUCAGAUCGCUGGAGAGGUGGAGAAGUUUGAUAAUGCUAACAAUGAGGUUGAAAUUGUUGUUGAUCAGGGGAAGUGUUCAGAUGAAAGCAGGAGUGUCAUCUCCACUUGUGAUGUCGGGGCCCUGCACCUUUCUUCUCCUGAUGUGCUUGAAGCAGAAUGCCUGUCACAAGAUUUGGGACUGCAUCCAAGAAUAGCACCAAUUGCUUCUAUCAAGAGAAAGCUGCUAGUCCUUGAUGUAAAUGGUCUACUUGCGCACAUAGUAAUGCCAGCACCAAAGGAUUGUAGAGGAGAUGUACAUAUAUUAGGACGAGCGAUUUUCAAGAGACCCUUCUGUGAUGAUUUUCUGAAGUUUUGCUUUCAGAACUUUGAUGUGGGCGUAUGGUCGUCAAGAUCCAAGAGAAUUAUUGAUAGAGUUGUUGAGUAUUUAUUGGGAGAUCUGAAAGAUAAGUUGCUAUUUUGUUGGGAUAUGUUCCACAGUACCCAAACAGGGUUCAAAACUCUUGAAAAUAGCCAUAAGCCCUUGGUCUUCAAGGAGCUAAGGAAGAUUUGGGAAACUGAUGAUCCUACUUUGCCUUGGAAGAAGGGUGACUAUAAUGAAUCAAACACAUUAUUGUUGGAUGAUUCUCCUUACAAGGCCUUACUCAAUCCACUGCAUACUGCAAUAUUUCCCAAUUCAUACCAUUACGGGGAUAAAAAUGACAAUUCAUUAGGCCCUGGAGGUGAUCUUCGAGUUUAUUUGGAAGGGUUGUUGACAUCUGAAGAUGUUCGGAAAUAUGUUGAGCAACAUACCUUUGGUCAAAGUGCUAUAAAUGAAACUAACUUGUCUUGGGGCUUCUACUCUGGGGUUCUUCAGACCAUGUCGAACCAAUUGGAAAAUAAUACUCCAAGUUCCCUACCUACUCUGAGUUAGCUCUGAAGCCUUUAUGAGCUUGAGAAGCUAUAUACAUCUUUUAUACUUUUUAUGCUUCUUAGUAUUUCUCUUCAGACGAGAAAGGAGAAGCUGCGAGACAAGGUGGUGAGCUCAUAUUUUUAUUGAAUUGAGCAGCUUCGAUAUUAGAAACCACAGAUACUGAUGGAGUUUCUUAGAGAAAUUCAAUAGCUCUUUUUCCUUUUUUUGCUGAUAGUGGCUGCCAUAUAGUAAUAGAAAUUGGAGAUUGGGUGGAGCAUGUGGGGAGCAGAUCCCCCAUUGUUUUGUUGAUUAUUGUUGUAAUAAAUUUGUGUAGUUCAUCUCUUCUUGAUCUUGAAUUAAGAAACAAUGGGUUGUUUGUUAUUUCUGAUGUAUUUUUUUUUUGUUUUUGGUAGAUAGAUAGAGAAAGAUCGAGAUACGUUUGAAGAUUUUUUAAUAUGUUUGACUUGUGUUUUACUUAUCUAUACAUUGAAAUGUGUUCUGUAAAAA
Sesamum indicum (sesame) is the source of this 2425-nucleotide messenger RNA. The record is from RefSeq and is a predicted model, not a curated record. Lineage: Eukaryota; Viridiplantae; Streptophyta; Magnoliopsida; Lamiales; Pedaliaceae.